Molecule: messenger RNA, 900 nt
Organism: Dovyalis caffra
Lineage: Eukaryota; Viridiplantae; Streptophyta; Magnoliopsida; Malpighiales; Salicaceae
Source: the annotation of a GenBank genome assembly
AUGAGAGAUUUUCCAUCUUGCUUUGGUGAAAAUGGGGUACAAGUAGCUGAUUCUUCAUCUUCAAAUACUAGUAAAAAUGCACAGAAUUUGGUUACUUGUGUGUAUCAAUGUCGAAUUCGAGGCCGGUAUUGCUUGGUCACCGUUACAUGGAGUAAGAAUUUGAUGGGUCAAGGCCUGAGCGUAGGGAUUGAUGAUUCUGCAAAUCAGUGUUUAUGUAAGGUUGAUAUUAAACCGUGGUUGUUCUCAAAAAGAAAAGGGUCCAGGAGUUUAGAAGCAUAUUCUUGUAAAAUUGAUAUAUAUUGGGACCUUUCAUCAGCUAAAUUUGGAUCUGGGCCUGAACCACUAGAAGGGUUUUAUGUUGCUGUUGUUGUGGAUAGGCAAAUGGUCCUCCUUCUUGGGGAUAUGAAAAAAGAAGCUUUCAAGAAAACUGGUGCCACUCCUACUCCGUCCAAUGCUGUUUUUGUUGCUAAGAGAGAGCAUGUUUUUGGCAAGAAGGUGUUCUGUACCAAGGCUCAGUUUUGUGACAAUGGUCAAAUUCAUGAUCUCGUGAUUGAAUGUGACACGAUUGGUGUCAAUGAUCCGUGUCUUUUGGUUCGCGUGGACUGUAAGACUGUGAUGCAGGUGAAGCGACUCCGGUGGAAGUUCCGGGGGAACCAUACCAUAUUGGUAGAUGGGCUAGCAAUUGAAUUGUUUUGGGAUGUACAUAAUUGGCUCUUUGGUACAUCUAUUGGAAAUGCUGUUUUUAUGUUCAAGACUUGCUCGUCAGCUGAGAAGUUGUGGGCUAGCCAACCGCUUUCAGAUCCAAAUGUGUUGCCACGGUCCUUCUCCCAGAGAUUUCUGGAUUCCAAAUCACAAAAUCUUGGUUUUUCAUUGAUUUUGUACGCUUGGAAGCAUGAAUAG